This is a messenger RNA of Aspergillus fijiensis CBS 313.89, 1360 nucleotides long. Its product is annotated as putative SNARE protein (Ufe1). Gene Ontology annotation, cellular component: endoplasmic reticulum; SNARE complex. Gene Ontology annotation, biological process: retrograde vesicle-mediated transport, Golgi to endoplasmic reticulum. The transcript has 3 exons. The coding region runs from base 99 to 1283 and encodes 394 amino acids. Lineage: Eukaryota; Fungi; Ascomycota; Eurotiomycetes; Eurotiales; Aspergillaceae. The record is from RefSeq and is a predicted model, not a curated record.
UCAUCAUCAUCACCACCACCACCAUCCCUCUAUUGAGUCCACAAUCAACCCAGCCAUACCGUUACCGCUACCGUCUCCAUGCUCCACCACCCCCCAAAAUGACAGACCUAACCCCAACCCUCCACGAGCUCCUAAAAAGCAAACCCAAUGCCCCGCGCCUCUCGAAGGGUUAUCUCUCCACCGAAACGGCGGACGAGUUCCUCAAAGAAGCCUACCGGAUUAACAACCACAUAACCUCCCUCCUGCACUACCUCCACCGCAUCCGCCCCUCCUACCUCUCCAUCAACCACAACCACCACCACAACAACAACAAGUCAUCCCACAAACCCCCCUCAGACCCCUCACCCCUCGCCCUCCCCCCCCCACCGCCAAAAGACCUAACCGACACCUCCCGCGCCGAAAUCGACACCUCAACCUCCCACCUCCUCCGCCAACUCUCCACCUCCAUCUCCACGCUCGCCUCCGCCGAGACCCUCCGGCAGGAGACGCGGGCGCAGCUCCUCCGCAAGAAAUACGGGAGUCGCGUGGGCGGCGUUCUGGCCCGGUGGGCGGCCGGCGGCGAUGACGACCCGCAAACACGCGCAACAGCAACCCCCGCGCAACGCGCCGAGGAGGCCGCCGAGGACAACACGAAGCAGCUUCGCGCGGCGGUGCUGUGGUUCCUGCAGCGGAAGCUGGAGGGGGUCGUGGCGGUGCAGCGUGGGAUGGUGGAGAAGAGGCUGGAGAGGGUCAGGGAGCGGGAGAGGAGUGUGCUUUAUUUGUCGCAGCAGCAACAACAAUCAAAACAGCAGCAGCAGCAGCAGUCGGGUAAGGAGCGGGGGGAGGAACGGGGGUUGGGGCACGGGUUUGGGCAAGGGCAAGGGUCGGAACAUGCAGGCGACAUGAUGCUGCCGCCGCCGUCGGGGGAGACGCAGGGCCAGCGGUUGGAGGAGACAGAACUACACGCUAUCGAGGCGCAGCUCUCGCCGGAGCAGUUGCAGCUGUUCGCGGAGGAGAAUGAUGCCAUGGUCAAGUAUUAUGAGGAUACCUUGAGUAAGGUCCGAACCGCCGAGAAAUCGCUACUGGAGAUCUCCUCCCUCCAACAGACUCUCGUCGCCCAUCUGUCCACGCAGGAGGAAUAUAUCAACCAGCUGGUCACCGACGCGAGCAACACGCAUUCCAACAUCGGGCAAGGAAACAAGGAGCUCAAGCGCGCGAGUGAGCGGCGGAGUACCGCGCAGGCGGUGUUUUGGGGCACCGUCGGACUGUGUACUUGGUUGGUGGUGUGGGAUCUGGUCUUCUAGACUUUCCAGCUGUAUAAUUCAACAACACAUUCUUAAUUUUCGGCUUCUUUGCGCAUUGGCAUUAUGAUAACCCCCUA